This is a messenger RNA of Candidozyma auris, 1608 nucleotides long. RefSeq names its product oxidoreductase. Bases 1 to 1608 code for a protein of 535 amino acids. Gene Ontology annotation, molecular function: oxidoreductase activity. Lineage: Eukaryota; Fungi; Ascomycota; Pichiomycetes; Serinales; Metschnikowiaceae. The transcript has a single exon. The record is from RefSeq and is a predicted model, not a curated record.
AUGUAUAGAUUGGGUCUCACUCGUUGCCUUGCUCCAUCAAGGCAAACCUCGGUAUCAUUUCUACGAGAUACGAGGGCUAAAUACUCAAGCAAAAAUAAAGAUAGUUUUGAAGAUGAUAAAGGUGUAUCGAAGAAAGAGAAUGAUAAUAGGCUCUUCAAAGUAAACCAGAAGUCUUCGCCCUCAGCUCCAGCGGAAAUGCCAACUGAUCAGGGUCUUGACAAGUUAAUGAAAAAGGACAAUAAGGUAUAUGUUCCUAAGUUAAGAUAUGAAAGGAAAUCCUACGAGAUGCCAGGUAUGCCCAACGAGGAUGAUUUCACCAAGUUUUCCUACAAGGUCCAAAAACCUAAGACCGUUACCCGAUGGUCACGGUAUUUGCCAAAAGUAAUGGCUCUUGCUUUUAUAUUGUGGGGUGGCUACACCGUGAAAGUCUGGUACUUCCCGGCGGAAAAAGGUGCAGAUAGCAAAGAGCUCUUGGAUCCAGAACACUUCCAUCCGUUCAUUGUCACUUACAACAAGAAGAUCGAUGAUGACCACUAUUUAUUGGAAGUGACCCCCAAGUUCAAGAAUUGGCAAUUCAGUUACUAUGCUAAUUACGAAGGAAAAACCAUAUGGAAUGGUGAUAGGCUAUGGUCUGUGGAGAUCAUGCAGCCUCAAAUCCAGAUAGUUAGGUCAUACACUCCUUUACCGUUAUAUUUUAUGAAAUCCGAGAGAACUCGUUCUGGAGAGGAGGAACCCCUUCUUAGGGUCAUAGACAAUGAUAGAGAGGACUACGAUAAAGGAGGUGUCAUGACAUUUUACAUCAAGCGAUAUGACGAUGGAGAGAUGUCUAGAUAUCUUACGUCUAGAAAGGUUGGUGAUAUUAUUGACAUACGGGGUCCCUACACCGAAUUCAAAUUUCCUUAUCAUCCUUUAAAGAAAUAUCACCAAAGGCCACUUUUCAGAGACCUACCAUCCAAGGUUGAGGCCGAAUCACUCCUACCCUCAAUAAAGAAGGAGCAUGACCUACCAGAAUUUGACAAUCUCACAUAUUAUGGAGCGGGAACCGGUAUUGCCCCAAUUCUUCAGUGUCUCUUCUCGAGAAACCCUUAUAGAGGUUUUGUCAACAUCCAUUAUUCGGCUAGAACGCCAUCUGAGUUUGAGCCUUUCGCGAGAUACCUUUUCUUUCUUGAGAAGCUAGACCGUGUAAAACUACAUACUCACUACGACAGCGCUCCAAAGACAGCACUCAAGCAAAGCGAUAUUCCGAAGCCGUUCGAGCCACACUACACAAGCUCUUCCAAAUUGGAAAAACAGUUUUCUGACAAGAAAGAGUUACUGGAGGAAGACAAGCUCAAGCUCAGGAUGGCAAUCAUGCGAGACAGUGAGAAUGAUGUAUCAAGCGCAGUCAAGGAGACCGAGAGAGCAGUAAGAUACGAAAAUGCCAUUCAGCAAGCUCAGGUCACUCUGACGAAACCAAAAGAUCCAUCCUCUCUUGCCUUGGUGUGUGGCCCUUACGGCUACGUGGAUCACGUCGCUGGGGCAAAGAACUUGGAAACAAACGAACAAGGCGAGAUCCGCGGACUUCUCGGAAAGAAAGGUUGGGACAAUUCCAAUGUUUAUAAACUAUAG